Molecule: messenger RNA, 1713 nt
Organism: Eremomyces bilateralis CBS 781.70
Lineage: Eukaryota; Fungi; Ascomycota; Dothideomycetes; Eremomycetales; Eremomycetaceae
Exons: 4
Coding region: 1-1713 (570 amino acids)
Biological process (GO): regulation of gene expression
Cellular component (GO): nucleus; cytoplasm
Molecular function (GO): mRNA binding
Source: RefSeq, a predicted model, not a curated record
AUGGCGGGACAGCCGGAUAUAUCGUCCAUCCUGGCCGCACUUGCGGCUCAACAGCCUUCGGCCCCGCAAGGACAACCAGGCCAACCUGGCCAACCUCUUCAAAACCCGCAGACGCAGCAACCUGGGCCAUCGGGUUAUGGUUUACCUAACCCCGGUGCUGGUGGCUAUGGGCUUCCGCCGCCGACCAAUACAGGUGCCCUUGACUUGAGUGCUAUCAAACCUGUCAACUCCGGCUCUGUGUCCAUUGCGGAUGCGAUUGCGAAGGCCCGUGGCAUCGCUGCAGAAAAGGGUCUCGCUUAUGACUCAGGACGCGCUUCGACGGGGCCUCGGUCAUACCGACGCUCACGAUCCAGAUCCCGGACCCCUCCUCGUCAAAGCUUCCGGGACAACUACAAUCCUUACCGAGACGAACGGCGCGGCGGUGAUCGUCGCGACCCUUACCCCCGCCGUGAUCGCUCGAGGUCCCCCCCCGGACGUGGCCGCGAAAAUUUCUCGCCUCCCGGAAGAAGCUAUGGCCAUCGCGAUCGGGAUGAUGGACGCGCUGACGACAAUUCGGAGGUGAUCGUCAUUGAUUCCACCUUGGUCGGCCUCGUCAUUGGCAGACAAGGGGAAAAUCUGCGACGAGUGGAAGCCGAGACUGGAGCCCGAAUUCAAUUUCUCACCGGACCCGAAUCCGCGGGACCCAGGAGACAGUGCAGGAUCUCGGGAACGCCUCGCCAGCGCCAAGACGCCACACGGGAAAUCGAUCGCAUCAUUGAAGAAAGCCCGCAGGGUGGUGGAAAGCCUCGAGAGCCCAGAGGGGAGCCCGCGAGAGAGAUGCCACGUGCGCAACCGCAAGUCUCCAAGGGCCUCCCGCAGCCUCUUCGAGAGGGAGAAAAGAGCAUCCAGAUCAUGGUUCCCGAUCGUACCGUGGGCCUCAUUAUUGGACGGGGAGGGGAAACCAUCCGCGACUUGCAGGAUCGCAGCGCCUGCCACGUGAAUAUCCUAGGAGAAGACAAGAGUGUGAACGGCCUUCGACCCGUCAAUCUUAUUGGGAACGCAGAAUCCGCUCAAAAGGCCCAGGACCUGAUUAUGGAGAUCGUCGACAGCGACACGCGCAAUCUGUCCCAGGGUGGUCAGCCUCCCAGAGACACGGGUCGAAUCGGUCAUGACCUUCAAGACUCGACGGGAAAGGUGAACGAAACCAUCCAAAUCCCAUCCGAGGCUGUCGGCAUGGUCAUCGGCAAGGGUGGUGAGACGAUCAAAGAGAUGCAGAACUCCACCGGAUGCAAGAUCAACGUGACGCAGCCGUCCGGUGCGGACAUUGAACGUGAAAUCGGCCUGGUAGGUUCAAUGCAAGCUAUCGAAGCCGCGAAAAAUGCUAUUUGGGAAAAAGUCGAUGCAGUGCGUGAAAAGAACGGUGGUGGAGGUGGAGGUGGUCGCCGCAGCGGAAGACCGCCCAGUGAUCACUUCGAUGCAUACUCACAACCGCAGCAAUCACAACAGCAGUCAUAUGCGCAGCCCGAAGCCGGCUACAUGAUGCCGCAACAAGCACAGGCCGCUCCUGCCGGGAUGCCUAGUGCCGACCCUGCUAGUGAUCCGUAUGCUGCGUGGGGUGGCAUUCAGAACUACUACCAGAUGUACUACGCCUACCAAGCGCAAGCCGCUCAACAGGGUCAGUUGCCCGGUCAGACCCCCGGUCAGGAUCAGACAAAACCGCCCGGCACCGCUUAG